AUGGCGACGGUGCUUAAAGGUGUCGCUUGCCUCGUCGCUGGGGGAGCUAAUGGUUUAGGUCGAGCUGCUGCGCAGAAAUUGGUUCAGCAGGGCUGUAGAGUUGUAAUAGCAGAUCAACCAUCGAGUGAAGGAGACAAAGUUGCCGGUGAUCUUGGAGAGAAAUGUGUAUUUGUUCCCACUGAUGUAAGGAGGAAUUCCGCUCUAGUCUUCCAAAAAUGGGGCCGGAUAGGGCCAGGUUGUGUAGAGGGAGGGGUAAGCCGGUAAGGGGUGGAGGGAGGGGAACAUUGUAUGCGACUACACAGAAAGUGAACCUCGUGGAUCAGCUUACGUGUCCAACUCUCUAUGAAGUUCUAGGAGAUAAAAACUUUAAGGAUAGGUUCAAACAGUGGGGAGGAUUUCCCAGGGGAAAUAUAUGAACAUACGGUGUUGUAGGAGGGAGAUUGGGUCGAGACUGGCACGACACACCGAGCCUCGUCGAUCUGUCCUGUACCAAUCCCUCAGUAUCUCAAUCUCUUCUCAUCAAGCGAUCUUGCUUUGCAUCCUAAGAAAACCAAGUUGCUUGCUCUCUGCUACCCGCUUGCUUGCUUGCUGGAGAGAGGCAAGGGUCGCUUCAGCAAGCACUGCCUUUGUCAAGAAUUGUCUCACAGAAUUCCUUACUUCCUGGUCCUUACUAAAGCCAGGUUCUUUAUCAGUCUUUCCAUUUCACAAUAAUUCUUUGUAAGAAAUUCAUAAGUCUUAACUGCCAGAGUAUUAAAUCAGGGGAAAGUGGAUUUUGCAAGUAUAAUUAGCCUUUUUGGUCUUCCAGGUUUCAUCAGAAUCUGAUGUGAAGCAAGCCAUUAAAACAGUUGUAAACAAGUGUGGUCCACUGCGUAUUGCUGUGAAUACCGCUGGUAUAGUAAAACUAGCAAAAACUUUGUCAGAUGAGGGUGAGGUCCACCCUCUUGAUAUUUUUGAAGAAAUAUCAAAGGUACUUUCAGUUUGGUUUUAAUCCAAAGCAAAUGACACUUAAUAAUCUUUUUUAAUAUAACAUCAGUAAGACUAUUGCAUCAGUAAACAUUCACCUUAGUGGGAGACAGUUUUUGAGGUGAAGAUCAAUGAACUUGAUUCCAUAAGAAGGGAAGGGGGGGAGCAGGUCAGCAAUACCAGGUGACAUUCAAAUGCUUACUGGAAUCCUUUCCUAGAUUGGGUGUUGACAAACUAAUGAUAAAAGUCAUCUUGGAUUAAAAUGUUGAGAAAGUGUACACUUCAAAACAGCAGGUACCCUUUUAAGGUUUGACUCUGAAUACUCUUGGUUAAGAGUCUUCUCUGCAAUUUUUUUGGGAGGAAUGAUUCCCUUCUCCACAUACAAGUGUGAAAGAAUUAUCAGGAAAUCCUGUUGAAUAUCAUCCCUCAUGGGGGGACCAGGAAUUCACCUGUUUGACUCAUACAACAGGGACCGUGCAGAGGGAGGGGCUGGGGGGGCUUUAGCCCACCCAAUUUUUUGCAAGAAUAAAAAUAAAUUAAACAAAAAAUAAUUUAACAAAAAAAUUUUCCUUCAUGCAUUCUUCUUUAGCCCCCCCACUCGAAAACUUGCUGUACGGUCCCUGUACAACAGAAACCUGGAUAAAUUCUGGGAGAUGCCAGGGAUGGGUGCAUGGUUAUACUUAUUAUUGUUGUGUGCUUAGUUCUUCAAAUAUUAAUGUAACCCCAUUUCUAAUAGAAUGUUCACCCAAAAUGACUUUUCAUCCAAGGAUUAAGUCAACUCAUAUUACUCCUUGUGGGAGAUUUUGUGGCUGUUAGUUACUCUACAUUCUAGAAAUCCUCUCAGAAAUGGAUGCCCUCAUGUAAUUCAAGAAAGACCCCUGAUGUCAGAAUUUUCCUGAAAUGACAACCUCAUAUUAGGAACUUUUAAAUAUCAAGCCUGUUGGUGGCAUAUACCAAAGCAGGGUACCCCCCCUCCCCUAUUACCAGUAAGAUGUGAGCUACUUCUAUCAAGCACAAAAGUUUAGAAAACAUUAGCAAGUUUAAUUUUCUUUUGUGUCUUUCCAGGACCCCCACGAUCCAAUUUUGCUCAAAACUGAAAAAGACUGAACUGUUUGUGUACAUAAUUGGUCUUCAACAUAGAAAAAUGAAUGGGGGAAGGGGUGGGGGCUAUUUUGGACAAGAAAAUUAUCCUCAAUGAAUGGCAAGACAUGUUUGACCUAAUAUAGCUGAUGUGCACGACCUUUCCAAAACUCCUUUUUGCUGAUCAAAAGCUUGUGAAACUUUUUUAUUACCCACUACCUACUCUCAGAAAUGUUACUUGCAGAUCAACUUGACAGGAACAUUUAAUGUGACUCGGCUUGCAGCGCAACAAAUGGCUACAAAUGAACCUGAUGAGGGUGGGGAGAGAGGAGUAAUUAUUAACACCUCCAGUGUUCAUGCCUAUGAUGGACAGUCAGGAAAAGUGGCAUAUUCAGCAUCAAAAGGUGCUAUUAACGCUAUGACACUUCCUUUAGCAAGAGAUCUGGGACGGCAUGGUAUAAGAGUGAAUACAAUUGCACCAGGUAUAUGAAUUGAAUUUCUCUGCAAACUUGUGUGAAGCAAUAACCAUUCAAGGCUAAAUAACUGUAAAAUGAGUUCAUGUGGGAAAAACCGUCUUUGAGUAGCUCAUGUUGUAAAGCGCUGGACUGCCAUGCAGCAGGUUGAGGGUUCAGGCCCCAGAUCAGACCAACAUACAGGGUCUUAAUUAACUCACUAUGACAUUGACAAAUGUUUAGACAUUCUGAUCUUCUGUGAUAAGGACGAAGAACCGGAGGCCUCAUGUUCUGUAUUUUCUCUUUACUGGUUAGCAGAGGACAUUAAAGAACCCACACACUUCUCGCCAUUAGUGGGAAACGUAGCUUCCCGGCUAUUAUUUACACAGGGUCCCAUUUGAACCAACGUUGAAGCUGAACUGGGCCAGUGGCAUCCACGGGUUCAAAUCCCGUCGAAGCCUGAAGUUUUCGGGCUUUAUUUCUUCUACAAUUUCUUUAAUUGCAGCUUCAUUGCGAGGUGAUUGCUAAUGCACGACAAAGUGAAUUAAUACUUUCUUUUCAAAAACCAGGAAUGUUCCUAACUCCAAUGUUAACCAAAUCAAGACCAGAACCAUCAGAACAACAGAAGAUGGCUCAGAUAGUUCCAUUUCCCAAGCGCAUUGGAGACCCAGCGGAGUUUGCACAGCUUGUACAAACAAUCAUUGAAAAUAAAAUGAUUAACGGUGAAGUUAUUCGGAUUGAUGGCGGCGUGAGAAUGCCUUGAUUACGAAGGAAAUUUUAAAUUUUUCGCGGACUUCUGCGUUCAAAACGGAAAGGUUGUCACUUACCUCAUUAACUUUUUCAGUUGCAAGUUACUCGAGAAGAUUCUAAUGAAAGGCUUGUUUUCAAUAUAAGUACUUGUAAAUACGACGAUAGUUUUAGGUUUCAAUCGCAAGCUCGACAUCACUGCAAGAAGUCAAGUGCAUGGCCAUGACCACAAAAACGUGGGCUUUUAUUUUUUGGAACUUUAUCUUCUAUUGAAGGUUUUUCAGUUUCAAUCGCAAACUGGAUAUCACUGACGAGAAAUAAACCCUUUGAUUGCCAAGAUCUGAUUGUUAAUUCUCCCCUCUGGUUGCUACACUUUUCCUUAGAAACUAUUUACGAAAAUUUGGUGUUAGAUCAUGAUAACAACUUCUACCUGAUAAGUUGGAGUAUUCUCAUUACCAAUUUGGUGUACAAUGUUCGAAUAGUAUAAGGUGGAGUUACAUGUUAAUCAUUUCUGAGAGUUAGAGGGUUAAGUGCACGGAGAUAACCUCCUAAACGUGGGUUCUUGUUUUGGAAAAUUCAGUUUCUCUAUUCGGAAAUUAGUUUGUACCGAUGAUAUGCU
This is a messenger RNA of Pocillopora meandrina, 3861 nucleotides long. The record is from the annotation of a GenBank genome assembly. NCBI's taxonomy places the organism in Eukaryota, Metazoa, Cnidaria, Anthozoa, Scleractinia, Pocilloporidae.